AUGGAGCCGCGGUGGCAGUUCCAGUUCCGGGUGAUCAUGUUGGGGGACUCCACGGUGGGCAAGUCCUCGCUGCUGCGGCGCUACACGGAGGGCCUCUUCCUGGAUGCCAUCAACCAGACAGUCGGGGUGGAUUUCUACGUCCAGUUUGUGGAGCUGGAGCCGGGGCUGAGGGUGAAGCUGCAGUUCUGGGACACGGCUGGGCAGGAGAGGUUCAGGUCUGUGACCCGCUCCUAUUACCGCAACUCCGCCGGGGGGAUGCUGCUGUUCGACCUCACCAACCGCGCGUCCUUCCAGAGCGUGCGGCGCUGGCACCGGGAGGUGACGGACACGGUGCAGCCGUCCCGCAUCGUCUUCCUGCUGGUGGGACACAAGA
Messenger RNA from Nestor notabilis (Kea), 373 nucleotides. Its product is annotated as ras-related protein Rab-39B-like. NCBI's taxonomy places the organism in Eukaryota, Metazoa, Chordata, Aves, Psittaciformes, Psittacidae. The record is from RefSeq and is a predicted model, not a curated record. The transcript is spliced from 2 exons. Gene Ontology annotation, molecular function: GTP binding; GTPase activity. The annotation marks the transcript as partial.